Messenger RNA from Erinaceus europaeus (western European hedgehog), 2576 nucleotides. RefSeq names its product carboxypeptidase X, M14 family member 1 (gene CPXM1). Lineage: Eukaryota; Metazoa; Chordata; Mammalia; Eulipotyphla; Erinaceidae. Gene Ontology annotation, biological process: proteolysis. The transcript is spliced from 14 exons. The coding region runs from base 8 to 2422 and encodes 804 amino acids. Gene Ontology annotation, molecular function: zinc ion binding; metallocarboxypeptidase activity. The record is from RefSeq and is a predicted model, not a curated record.
GGAGCCCAUGGGGGUUCACCAUCCGCCCCUUUAUCCUCACGGGUCCAAAGGCUGGGAACGCCAUGUAGGCGUGCCGGAGGCCACUGGGGGCGUGCGGCUUCGGCAGGAAGGGGCGGGGGGCUCCCGAGCUCAAGGCAGGAAGAGAGGAACCCACCGACAGACAGCCGGACCGACCGACAGACUCCGCCGGGCCCUAGCAUCUCGGGGGCGCGACCUCGCCAUGUGGGCGCUCCUGCUCGCCUUGGCCGCCUGCACGCCCGCCGUCCGCCUGGGUCUGGGGGCGCCCGGCACCUCUGUGCUGGAGCUUGAGCCUCCCGCGACCACCGAGGCUCGGGUGUCCACCACGGCACCUCAAAGCACCCCGACACAGCCACCGUCAGCCGAGAGAAGUAAGGGGACCACGGAACAGCAUGUUCGGAUUCGAGUCAUCAAGAAGAAAAAGGUCAUUAUAAAGAAGCGGAAGAAGAUCGCUCGUCCCAAAAUCAUGGUGACGGCCAGGCCUCUGCUGACCACCAGCCCCAUGGGGACCUCUGAGAUCCCCAAGUGGCAAGAACCAGAUUGUCCUCCUUUGGGCCUGGAGUCGCUGAGAGUGUCUGAUAGCCAGUUCGAAGCAUCCAGCAGCCAGUCCUUUGGUCUUGGACCACAUCGAGGGCGGCUCAACAUUCAGUCUGGCCUGGAGGAUGGUGAUCUGUAUGACGGGGCCUGGUGUGCUGAGCAGCAAGAUGCCGAGCCGUGGCUUCAGGUGGAUGCGAGGCACCCCACCCGCUUCUCAGGGGUUAUCACCCAGGGCAGGAACUCCAUCUGGAGGUAUGACUGGGUCACGUCAUUCAAGGUCCAGUUCAGCAAUGACAGCCAGACCUGGUGGGGGAGCAGAAACCACAGCAGUGGGGCAGAAGCAGUAUUUCCUGCUAAUUCGGACCCAGAGACACCAGUGCUGAACCUCCUACCUGAGCCCCAGGUGGCCCGCUUCAUUCGCCUGCUGCCCCAGACCUGGCUGGAGGGAGGCGCGGCCUGCCUGCGGGCAGAGGUUCUGGCCUGCCCUGUCUCAGAUCCUAAUGGCCUGUUCCCAGCGGCCCCUGCCCUAGGAUCCUCUGACCCACUGGACUUCCGGCAUCACAAUUACAAGGCCAUGAGGAAGCUGAUGAAGCAGGUGAGCGAGCAGUGCCCCAACAUCACUCGAGUCUACAGCAUCGGGAAGAGCCACCAAGGCCUGAAGCUGUAUGUGAUGGAGAUGUCAGACCAGCCUGGGGAGCAUGAGCUGGGAGAGCCCGAGGUGCGCUACGUGGCCGGUAUGCAUGGGAAUGAGGCCCUGGGUCGGGAGCUGCUCCUGCUCUUCAUGCAGUUUCUGUGCCUCGAGUUCCUCCGAGGGGACCCGAGGGUUACCCGGCUGCUCACCGAGACACGCAUUCACCUGCUGCCCUCCAUGAAUCCUGAUGGCUAUGAGACUGCCUUCCGUCGGGGCUCUGAGCUGGUAGGCUGGGCUGAGGGCCGCUGGACCCAGCAGGGCAUCGACCUGAACCACAACUUUGCAGACCUCAACACACCUCUGUGGGAGGCAGAGGAUGAUGGUCUGGUACCCGACACUGUCCCCAACCACCACCUGCCACUCCCCACUUACUAUACCCUGCCCAAUGCCACAGUGGCUCCUGAAACCCGGGCAGUGAUUGAGUGGAUGAAGCGGAUCCCCUUCGUGCUGAGCGCCAACCUCCAUGGAGGCGAGCUCGUGGUGUCCUACCCGUUUGACAUGACGCGGACUCCGUGGGCUGCCCGUGAACUCACGCCUACCCCGGAUGAUGCCGUGUUCCGCUGGCUCAGCACUGUUUACGCCGGCACUAACCGGGCUAUGCAGGACUCAGACCGCCGGCCUUGCCAUAAUCAGGACUUCUCCCUACAUGGCAACGUCAUCAAUGGGGCUGACUGGCACACUGUUCCCGGGAGCAUGAAUGACUUCAGCUAUCUCCACACCAACUGCUUUGAGGUCACCGUGGAGCUGUCCUGUGACAAGUUCCCUCAUGAGAAUGAGCUGCCUCAGGAGUGGGAGAACAACAAGGAUGCCCUCCUCACCUACCUGGAGCAGGUGCGCAUGGGUAUUGCGGGUGUUGUGCGGGACAAGGACACGGAGCUGGGGAUUGCCGAUGCUGUUAUUGCUGUGGAGGGGAUCAACCAUGAUGUCACCACAGCUUGGGACGGGGAUUACUGGCGCCUGCUGACACCAGGCGAUUACUUGGUGACUGCCAGUGCUGAGGGCUACCACUCAUCGACACGCAACUGCCGGGUCACCUUUGAAGAGGGCCCAGUCCCCUGCAAUUUCCACCUCACUAAGACUCCCAAACAGAGACUUCGAGAGCUGCUGGCAACUGGGGCCAAGUUGCCCCCAGACCUUCGGAGGCGGCUGGAGAGACUGAGGGGACAGAAGAACUAAGCUCUAGCUGGAGAGGUCAAGGGCCUUGGGCAGGCUGGACCUGUCCAGAACUAUAGGGGGAGGGAGUGUGUGGAGGAGGGUUGACAGAUGUGGGAGGGUGGGACAGAAUGGGGGCAGUUGGUGCCUCAGGCUCAUUAAAGCUACCUGGCACCUC